This is a messenger RNA of Adineta ricciae, 1149 nucleotides long. Lineage: Eukaryota; Metazoa; Rotifera; Eurotatoria; Adinetida; Adinetidae. The record is from the annotation of a GenBank genome assembly.
AUGUCUAAUCUUUUGCCUCUGGACUCUCAAACACUACCUGCUGGUGUAAAAUCUCGUUUCAUUGAUAACGUCAAUGGUUUACGUAUGCAUAUUCUCGAAGCUGGAGAUGAUCACAAUCGUCCGUUAGUUAUCCUUCUACACGGUUUCCCAGAAUUAGCUUAUACGUGGCGAAAAGUGCUAAUACCUUUGGCCAACCAAGGUUAUCAUGUAAUAGCACCGGAUCAACGUGGAUGCGGGCGCACUAUUACCAUUGACAGAAACAGCGACGAUGAUUUUACCUCGUUCAGUAUGUUGAACUCUUGUCAGGACAUUAUUACACUUCUCCAUCGACUGAACAUAUCUAAAGUGAAGUCAAUUAUCGGUCGUGAUCUUGGUGCACCUAUUGCGGCAAAUUUAGCAUUGAUAAGACCAGACAUUUUCGAAUCGUUGAUCAUGACGUCGGCACCGUACCUAGGACCACCUUCAAUAGAUACCCCUUCGAAAGCACCAGUUAUCGAAGCGCUCAAACAGUUAGGAAAGAAACAUUAUCGAUGGUACUUUUCUUCUGUAGAACAGGCCAACUUAGAUAUGCUCAAUGCUGAACAAGGUCUCAAAGAAUUCUUUCGUGGUUAUUUGUACUUGAAAGGAGCUCAACAUCCACAGAACAAGAAUAUCUUUCAAUUAAAAGAAUUGACAGCUGUCGAGUUGUGUAAACUGCCCGAAUACUACAUUAUGCCGCUGGACCGUACAAUGCCGCAGAUAGUUCUCUCUAACAUACCUGAUACCGCCAUACUCCAACAAGAAAUGUCAUCAUGGUUAACCGAAGAUGAACUUCAGGUAUACACAGAUGAAUACCAGCGGAGUUCAUUCAAAGGUGGGCUCCAGUACUACAAGUGUUUUGCCAGUGAUUAUGAUCAGAAUCAACUGAAAGUUUUCAGUGGGAUGAAAAUCAAAUGUCCUGCUAUGUUCAUUUCCGGUGCAAACGAUUGGGGUAUGCAGCUAGAACCGGAUUUUAUGAAGAAAAUGGGUGCAAAGACUGUUUAUGAAGAUUGGAGAGGAUUUCAGCUGAUAGAUAAUUCAGGACAUUGGCUGUCGGAAGAACAACCGGAGGAACUAACGAAGACAAUUUUAAGAUUUUUGGACAUGCUUCCAAUCAAAGAGUUACUCUGA